Messenger RNA from Vicia villosa (hairy vetch), 2109 nucleotides. RefSeq lists its product as uncharacterized. Gene Ontology annotation, molecular function: aspartic-type endopeptidase activity. The record is from RefSeq and is a predicted model, not a curated record. The transcript has 2 exons. Gene Ontology annotation, biological process: proteolysis. Bases 1 to 2109 code for a protein of 702 amino acids. NCBI's taxonomy places the organism in Eukaryota, Viridiplantae, Streptophyta, Magnoliopsida, Fabales, Fabaceae.
AUGACUACGUCCCUUAAAAUUGAGGGGCAUUCUGAAGAAGCCAAAAAGUUAGUGAUGUUUCCAUUUACACUAUCAGAGGAUGCUGAAGAGUGGUUCUACUGUUUACCUGCUGGGAGCAUUACUACUUGGCAGCAAAUGGAGACUACUUUCCUCAACGAGUAUUUUCCUGCUUCUGUGUACAUCCGCAAGAGGUACGACAUAGUUAAUUUUAAACAGAAGGAAGGGGAGUCACUUGGGGACGCUUAUAAAAGGUACAAAAGAUUGUUGGUUGCGUGUCCUACACACAAUAUGGAUGCAACUGAACAAAUGCAAAAUUUCGUGAAUGGCCUAAGAAUUAAGACUAAGCAACUCAUCGACACAGCUGCUGGUGGCUCAACAAAUUUUACAACAGCCACUGGUAUUAAGAAGAUUAUAGAAGCCAUUGCUGCAAAUGAACACUUGGAGUUAUCUGACCGUAGUGUGAGCCAACCAGAAGGAAUCAUCGAUCUGAAGUUGGCAAAUCAAGUGGUUAAGAUGGAGGAUCAAAUUACAGCUGAAGUAGAAAGAAGACUGAAGAAGAUAGCCCUGGAUACUCAAACGGUAGCACAGGUUCAACCAGUUCAACCGAUUCAAGCAAUGAAUUGUGAAAUUUGUGGGGGACCUCAUUUUGCUAUACAUUGUGUUGCAACCGCACAACAAGUAGAAGAGAUCAAUUUUCUGAAGCAAAAUAAUCCUUACUCAAAUACUUACAAUCCGGGAUGGAAAAAUCACCCGAAUUUUUCUUGGAAAGAUCAACAAGGGAAUGACCAAAAGCAAGGGAUCGUACCAUACCAACCUCAGCAACAACAGUAUCGGCCACCACAGCAGCAACCAUAUCAACAACCUCCACAACAACAAUUCCAACAACAGAUGAGUCAGAUAGCACAACAACUCGCCAAUGCUCAACCACAAGGUGCCUUACCAAGUGCAACUAUUACAAACCCAAGGGAGCAUCAGAAUGUGAAUGUCAUCUCAACAAGAAGUCAGAGGAGAUCAAAACCAGAAGAAAAAAAUGAAAUCGAGUAUGAUGAUAUCAUCGAAGUAGAUAUUGAAGUGCAUGAAAAUAAGAAAGUGCCAGAGGAGGUGAUACAACCUGUGAAGCCAACUGAAGAGAGAAGGAAAAAAGAGCCGACACCAUUGAUUAAGUUGCCGUAUCCUUCUCGAGUAGCAAAGAAGGACCAAAAAGAGAAAGACUUGGAGAAGUUUGCCACAUACUUCAAAAAGUUAGAGAUCAAUAUUCCAUUCUUUGAUGCACUCGAGAAGAUGCCAAUGUACAGGAAAUUCAUGAAGGAAGUGAUAUCUAAAAAGAAACCAACAAGGGGUGAAGGGGUAGUUAAGAAGGAGAAAUGUUGUGCAAUCUCACCAGAGAAGAGAAUACCAAUCAAGCAGAAAGAUCCUGGAUCAGUUGCAAUACCAUGCACGAUAAAAAACAGAACUUUCAUGAAGGUUCUAAUUGAUUCGGGUGCUAGUGUGAGCUUAAUGCCAUUAUCUAUCUUCAAAAAGCUCGGUAUUAAAAAGGUGAAUGAAAGAGGAACAGGGUUGAAAUUUGCAGAUCACACCAUGAAGAGGUCAUAUGGGGUGGCAGAAGAUGUAUUGGUAGAAAUUGACAAAUUUGUUUUUCCAGUUGAUUUUGAAAUAAUGGAUAUCCCUGAAGAUGAAGAGACCCCUAUUAUUCUGGGUCGACCUUUCUUGCACACUAGUCGGUGCAAUUUCGAUAUUGAAAAAGGUACUCUGACUUUGAAAUCUUUUGAUGAAGAAAUAACUCUGAAAGUGUUAGACACCAAGAAGCAAGGUGAAAGUGGAGAUAAUCAAUCUUCAGUUGGAAUGAUCCACAUAGUAGGCAAAAGCAAAAGAUCGGAACCAACCCCAAAAAGGGUCUCAAGCAUAAUCUCUCAGGUGGAAACAUCUCAUAUAAAAACUCCAAAGUCCAAUAAAGAAAUCAAGGAAAGAAAGAAAAGAGAACAUCAAGACAAGGAGAUGGAAGUUGAAAGUGACUUGAGGCAAAAAGUGGUCCAUCCUUUAAAUCUAGAUGAGUUCUGGGUUGCGGAAAGGACAAGCAACAUGGUGUGGAAGAGGAAGUAUCCCCCAUAA